Messenger RNA from Branchiostoma belcheri (Belcher's lancelet), 1932 nucleotides. RefSeq names its product protein FAM124A-like. The transcript is spliced from 2 exons. The coding region runs from base 19 to 1305 and encodes 428 amino acids. NCBI's taxonomy places the organism in Eukaryota, Metazoa, Chordata, Leptocardii, Amphioxiformes, Branchiostomatidae. The record is from RefSeq and is a predicted model, not a curated record.
GGAUCCGUCAACGGCAAGAUGUCGUCUGUGUCCUCAAGUACUGAGAGUACGGGCGAUGAGAUGUGGGACGUGGAAAGUUCCGGCGAUCCCUACAAAAUCACCAUCCACUUCAUCGUGGACCCCGGCGAGAACACGCGCACGCGCAGGACCUUACAACCCCUCCUGGACUGGUUCGACGCCGACCUGCAGUUAUUCUGCAUCGCCGAAAGGGGGCGCAAGAAACGCAGGGGGUCAUCGGCCCUCCAAAAUGGCGUCAACGGCCACAACAACCACGAUACGCCAAACUACCCCUCCCUAGCCAUUAUGUUGUUCUACCACGAAGAACUAGCAAGGGAUAAGAUUUCACAAGUGCACGAGUGUUUCAAGAAGCCUCCAUGGAGGUUCCACCACAAGGCCAUGCCUUCUGGAAACGUCGUUCCUUACCCUCCAAACAACCAAGACUUCUUCACCUUCGCGGAGGACAUGCCCCUGUGGGCCGCGCGCCAGGUGCAUUAUGGGACCGAACACGUUCGAUUCGUGCUGUUCUGUUCGCGCGGGAACUGGGAGGACAUGAUCAGCUUCUACAAGAUGAUCCUCCGCAAGGACAUGGACGUGAGGAAGACGGAUUUCUGCUGCUUCGUGGUGUAUUCCCAGCCAGGAUUGGACGUACAGUUCGCGCUGAAAAUGCUGCCGGACAACACAAAGCCCAAGCACGUCGAAUCCGCCAUCAUGCAGUUUCGGGUCAAGGAGAUCGGGCAGCUGGUGCCCCUGCUGCCCAACGUGUGCAGCCCCAUCAGUGACGUCAGGUGGCAGACCACGGACUACGAAGGCAACAAAAUCCUUCUAGAAGUGCCGAGAAGGAAAGUACACGGAGUACCGAGUCCUUACUAUGGCAGCCCGUACACUAGCGCUAGCUCAAACGGAACCCCCUCUCAGAGCCCCUGCGCUUCCCCCGCCGCCAGCCUGCAAGGUAUACCGCUAUCCCCCUUCACAUCCCCGCUGUCCAGCUCCCACACAACCCCCAACUCGACCCCCCGUUCCUCAAGCGGGAGCAUCAAAGUCCCCAGAAUAUCGGUCCUAAAGACGACGACACAAGUCCAGAGACCACCGCCGCAGAAGCCGGUACCGGCCCCCAGACCCUCCAUCGUACCUCGCACCCUGAAACUCUCUUCUCACGGCUCUGACGUCAUCUCUGACGUCACGGACUUGACGUCAGACAGAACUGACUACGAGAGCUCCGUCCAAUCAGAGGCGGACGUGGAGUCGAGUAGAGACAGCGAGGUCCAUGAAGAAGACAGCCAUAGCGUUAUGAGUUUCUUUGUAUAGCUAGGCGCUUGGUGUUAGAAUGGAGAAAAUACCUCCGUCCCUGAGGCGUUGCCAAAAAAGUGAAACAUGGAAGAGACCGCGAAUAGUUUCAUCAGGUUGAUGGAUCAGAAGAUGUUGGAGUUUAAUUGCACACAACCAAAUUCUUCUAAUAUUAUACUACCAUACAACAUUUCCAAAAGUCUGAGGAAAGUAUCAGACAGACUUACGAAACGUUAUCAACUGAGCGAAGUUCAACAUAGUUGAGUGCAAGGAAGCUCCAUAUCUUAUAUAUUAUAGUGAAAAUAUCCGUCGAAUAUGGAAAUGGAAAGACAUGGUUAGAGAAAUUCUACCAGUUCUCCUCCCUUUGGAAAGUGUGAAUAUUUUCAAAAGACCCAUCAAACCUAGAAGACUUGACCCAAUAUGAUCAGACUUGUGACUAUAAUUGAAUGAAAUACCUCGUUUUAUCCAAGUCUUUGGCUAUAUAUAUUUGGUAUUCACCAGAAUAUACUAGUAACGUGUAUGGUGGCUCUGGUUUCACGUGGUUCCACUCAAUGUAGAACUCUUUAGUAUGUGGAUAGUUGUUGCUUGCAGUACACAAUCAUUCCAGUAGAUGUCGCUCUUCGCUGUGUUCAGAAAAAUGUGUUUUUA